Acanthoscelides obtectus is the source of this 312-nucleotide messenger RNA. The record is from the annotation of a GenBank genome assembly. Lineage: Eukaryota; Metazoa; Arthropoda; Insecta; Coleoptera; Chrysomelidae.
GAUAUGGUCUCUUUGGAUGAAUUUGUACAUGUAGACGAGCAUCUAAUAUCAAGCGAAAUUAAUACAGAAGACGAAAUAUUGGAAAGUGUAAGCAAAAAACAGGAUGACUUGGAGGAUGAAUUGGAGAACAGAUCUGAUGAUGCAGACGACAGUGAAGGAACUCCAAGAGAGAAGCCUUCUGACGCUGAAGUUUUAAUGGCAAUUGAAACCAUCCAGCUUGCCUUUUCAAUGAAUGAGGCUGCAACUAAUGACGGCUCUACUUUAAUCUGCUUAAUUAGACAAAAAUAUGAAUCAUACCGCCCCAAAAAAUAA